GUCGAAUGUCGACAAGCUGAGUGAUAAAGGAAGAAAACUGUAAACAAUAACAAUGGCGGCGUGCAGUAGGGUGACAUGCUUGACGAAUAAAAGCCGGACAUAUUUGUAUAAAUCAACAAAACUAUACUCAAAUACUGCAGCUGUCAAGUCUACCAGUGGUCAGAAUGAAAUCAUUGUUCCAUAUAAAAUCAAAAGGGGGCCAACAGAUUUGCUGAAAGCUUUGGCUUCAACAAUAUCCAAGGAUUAUACUGCUCCACAAUAUAAAUAUGAAGAUGACCCCUAUUUUAUUCCAAUAAGUAAUGUUACAAAGAGAUCAUUUGCUCUUUCUAAAGAAUCUGGCAAGAAAGCUGCUCGCUAUUUUCUUGAAAAUUACUCAGAUGUUUUCAAGUGCAAUAAAUCAGAUCCACAUAUAAAAGCUUUUGAUCCUCCUGUUAUAUACAUGGAAGAUGAUGCAGUCACUGUAGAAACAUUAAAGGACUGUAUAAAAGACUUUGAUGUAAAAAACUGUAUAACAGUGUACCAAAAUUUAAAGAAAAAAGAAAUUUGUGUUAGCCAAGAAAUUAAACAAGAUCUUCUAGAGCUUUUAUGUUUUUACAAUGAUAUACCUCCACCUUCAGAUGAUUAUUAUGAGGAGAGGUUUUAUGCAAGACCAAAUGAAAAACAAAGUGAAAAAUGGAAUGCAAAAGGAAUGGCAGAAAUGUUAUUUCAAGAAAUGGAAAAAGAUGGCAAAGCCUAUAGUGCAAUUAUUGCAGGGGCUUCAAAAUUCCGGAAUGCUGUUCGAGCUGAGACUUUAUAUGAAGAAAUGAGAAGUAAAGAACUAAAAGGUACUGUUGAGGCUUAUAAUGGUUUGUUAACUGUUGUACCACUUCUUCAAGAAGGUGGAGAUACUCGGUGGGAAUAUGCAAUGCAUAUAUUAAGCCAUAUGUCCUCUGAUGGUGUGAAGCCUAAUCUGCAUACAAUGAAUGCACUUUUAGCAACACUUUCAAGAUCAACAAGGUGGAAUAAAUGUAGAGCUGCUGCCUUAAAAGUCUUAGCUGAAAUGAAGAAUCUCAAGAUUGAUCUAAGUCUUGGUACUUAUCAUUAUAUAUUAAUGAUUUUUUAUGGAGAUGAACCCAAAAUUCCAGAUGUAAUAUAUGAAGUUAUGAAUCAAGUCAGAGGUCAAGAAUUCACUAUAAGACAUCCUAACGAUGUAAACUUUUUUGCCACUGCAAUGGAAAUGUGUUGGAAGGCUGUUUGUGAUAAAGAACUAGCUUAUCAACUUCACAAUCUUCUUGAAUAUAAGAAUAACUGCAAACUUCUAGGAAAUGCUCUUUCUGAGGCACAAUAUUUCAAAUGCUUCUUCAGACUUUUGUCUGAGACUGAAGAUAUGGAUAAAGUCAUGGAAGUAUAUGAAAAAUAUGUUCCAAAUACUUACACUCCCGAGCCAAGUGUAACUUUCAGCUUGCUUCAAGCCAUUCACUUCUCUGGUGCUUACAAGUAUUUACCUCGUCUUGCUUCAGGUAUGUCUGCUUUGUUAUUUUUAUUCCA
Molecule: messenger RNA, 1527 nt
Organism: Stegodyphus dumicola
Lineage: Eukaryota; Metazoa; Arthropoda; Arachnida; Araneae; Eresidae
Product: small ribosomal subunit protein mS39
Biological process (GO): mitochondrial translation
Cellular component (GO): mitochondrion
Molecular function (GO): rRNA binding; ribosomal small subunit binding; protein binding
Source: RefSeq, a predicted model, not a curated record